Messenger RNA from Hibiscus syriacus, 1929 nucleotides. RefSeq names its product protein NRT1/ PTR FAMILY 4.5-like. The transcript is spliced from 4 exons. Lineage: Eukaryota; Viridiplantae; Streptophyta; Magnoliopsida; Malvales; Malvaceae. Gene Ontology annotation, cellular component: membrane. Gene Ontology annotation, molecular function: transmembrane transporter activity. The record is from RefSeq and is a predicted model, not a curated record. Gene Ontology annotation, biological process: transmembrane transport. The coding region runs from base 1 to 1929 and encodes 642 amino acids.
AUGUCAAGAAGGGAUGAACAUGAACCAGGAAGGUUGCACGUGGUUCCUGAUAUAGAGAAAAUGCUAGCAGGAUUUCGUGUAAUUACUCAAGAAAUGGAGAUGCAAGAGCGCUCAGUGGAUGCACAAUCUAGUUCAUACAGCCUGCCUUGUUCAAAUGAGUUGGCAAGGAGUAGUGAAGAUGGGAAUUCACCUCCUAUGUCAGAGAAAAUGGAGCUCGUUGAAGACAAGGUGAAUUGGAAAGGGAAAACAGCUGUGAAGAGUAUUCAUGGAGGAAUAAGAGCUGCUUCGUUCGUUCUAGUGGCGUUUGGAUUAGAGAACUUGGCAAAUCUUCAUAUGGCUGUGAACCUGGUGACUUACUUCAAUGGAGUUUUACACAUGGAAUCAUCUGAUGCAGCUAAUGCUUUAACCAACUUCAUGGGGACUGGUUAUAUCCUUUCCAUUCUCUUCGCCAUCUUCGCGGACACUUAUAUUGGCAGAUUUAGAACUGUUCUAAUUUCUGGGUUCAUCGAGUUUCUGGGACUAGCAUUGCUCACGGUGCAAGCUCACUAUUCGAGCCUCAGGCCACCACCUUGUAACGUCUUCGAUCCGACUUCUCGAUGCGAGAAGCUCGAAAGUAGUCAUGCUGUGUUCCUCUACGUUGCUCUAUACUUGGUUGCAGCCGGAAUGGGAGGGAUUAAAGCCGGAGUACCAUCCCAUGGAGCCGAUCAAUUCGACGACAAAGACCCUCGAGAAGCUAAGCAAAUGUCCAGUUUCUUCAAUGGUUUAUUGUUUGUUUUGUGUGUUGGUGGUGCGGUUAGUUUAACUCUCUUCGUCUGGCUUGAUGAUCAUAAAGGAUGGGAUGUCGGAUUUGGAGUCUCGUCCAUCGCCAUGUUCCUGGCGGUCGUUGUUGCUGUACUAGGAUGGCCAUUGUAUAGGAUCCAUGUCGCUCAAGGAACUAGUGCUAUUGUGGAAAUCAUUCAGGUUUUUGUUGCAGCAGUCCGCAAUAGAAAUCUUGAACUCCCUGAGGAUCCUUUAGAGCUUUAUGAGAUUGAAAAUGACAAGGAAGCUGGUUUGGAAGACGACUUCCUGCCUCACAGGAACGUUUUCAGGUUUCUUGAUAAAGCAGCCAUUCAAACAGCAUCACAGACACCAAAUCCAUGGAAACUCUGCAGGGUAACACAAGUUGAAAGCGCAAAGAUCAUACUCGGAAUGAUCCCGAUUUUCGCUUGCACCAUAAUCAUGACCCUUUGCUUAGCUCAACUCCAGACAUUUUCAGUCCAACAAGGCCUUACAAUGGAUACAACAAUCGUCGGCUCUUUCCAUAUCCCCCCUGCAUCUCUACCGAUCAUCCCUGUUGUCUUCUUGAUCAUCCUCGUCCCGUUUUACGACCAAAUCAUCGUUCCCCUUCUCCGUAAGUUCACCGGACAUCUCACAGGUGUCACUCACCUUCAACGUAUCGGAGUGGGCCUCAUACUCUCAUCCGUGUCAAUGGCGAUGGCUGCAAUCAUGGAAGUGAAACGCAAAUCCGUGGCUCGAGACCACAACAUGGUGGAUGCUUUACCGGUGCUCCAACCAUUGCCCAUCAGUGUCUUCUGGCUAUCAUUCCAGUACUUCAUAUUUGGAAUUGCAGACAUGUUCACCUAUGUCGGUCUUCUCGAAUUCUUCUAUUCUGAAGCUCCGAAGAAACUUAAAACGGUAUCGACCUGCUUCCUGUGGACAUCCAUGGCACUUGGGUACUAUCUAAGUACCAUUAUGGUUCAGAUAGUGAAUCGAGCUACGAAAGACGAUACGAGAAGUGGGGGUUGGUUAGCAGGCAACAAUAUUAACAAGAAUCAUCUGAAUCUCUUCUACUUGUUGCUUUCUUUAAUGAGUUUGGCCAAUUUCAUUAUAUAUUUGAUUGUUUCAAGGUUUUAUAAGUACAGGUCUGAGAACAAAACAGAAGCAAGCUAG